CCCUCCGACCAAUGAAUGGGCGAGAACGGCAGGCCCCGCGGAACUACAUUUCCCAAGGUGCACCGGGCGGGGCUGAACGUCUUUUGUCGCCGCCAUCUUCCCUCCCCCCCUUCCGUGACGCGCAGGAGGGCGACGGAGCCCGGGACCAUGGCUCUCUUCCCGGCCUUCGCGGCCGCCAGCCAAGCGGCCGAAGCCUCCGCCGGCGGCGCCCCGAGGCGAGAAUUAGACUGGUUGAGCAAUCCAAGUUUCUGUCCUGAAGUUGCACCACUCCUGCACCAGCAUGCUGAAGAGACUGCAGUUCUUCCUAAGGGAUCACCACCCAUAAGGCAUCCUUUGACAUCAGAGUUAUCAGAAGACAGUGAUGCUAACAAAGAGCUCAGGCACAUCAGUAAGAAACAGAAGAAAGAGAAAAAAAAAAGGAAAAAGCAUCGGCACCACAAGAAAACCAGGAAAAAUCAUGGGCAGUCAAGUAGCAGUGAGUUGGAUGCAGACUCUGACUUUGAAAAGGACAAAGCUGCAAGAAACGUCAGGGAUAGUCAAAAGAAAUUGGAGAAACCGAAUCAGGAUAAUGAAGCUGCAGGUGUUGUUGGAAGUCACCUUGUUUGGCUUGAAGAUGUUCAGGCUCUGACUGCAGAAACCUUCAGAAUAGAUAAGAAGCCUGAUCCUGCAAACUGGGAGUACAAGUCUCUUUAUCGAGGGGACAUAGCAAGAUUCAAGAGGAAAGGAGACUCCUGCCUUGGCAUCAAUCCUAAGAAGCAAUGCAUAUCUUGGGAGGGUGCUACUACCAAAAAGAAACAUUCACACAAACAAGUUGAACGUUAUUUUACAAAGAGUAGUGUGCGAUUAUUAAGCACUGAUGGAGUUGCUCUUUGCAGCAAAAACAAAACUCUUCCACCUGAACCAGGCUCAUUCAUUGCAGUUAAAGAAACAGAAGAGGUGCCCUCUCCUGCCACAACAUGUGUGAAUCCUCUGGGAGUUUAUGAUAAAUCAACUACAUUAUGGUUGCAGGGGCGGGGUCCCCAAGAUAAUGAAGCACAGGAGCCAGUCCCACAAAAGGAUGAUGCAAACUCACAUCUAGGAGCAAAAGUGGAAGAAUUUAAUAGGAAGGUCCGAGAGAACCCCUGGGAUAUUACGUUAUGGAUGGAUUUUGUUUCUUUUCAGGAUGAGUUGAUGAAAGGACCCAGCCUGUAUACUACUGGUGAGGGCAAGCAGACCAGCAGGAAAAAUUCACUCAAGUUCAUCCUUGAAAAGAAAUUGGCCAUUUUAGAGCGGGCUAUUGAAAGCAACCCAAAUAACAUAGAUUUGAAACUUGCUAAGUUAAAACUCUGCACAGAACUAUGGGAACCAUCUACUCUGAUCAAAGAAUGGCAGAAACUGAUUUUUUUACAUCCCAAUAACGCAGCCCUAUGGCAGAAGUAUCUCCUAUUCUGCCAAAGCCAAUUCAGCACCUUUUCAGUAUCUAAGAUUCACAAUCUCUAUGGAAAAUGCUUAAGUACUUUAGCAGCAGUUCAGGAUGGCAGCAUUGUAUCUCAUCCUGCAUUGCCUGGCACCGAGGAAGCUAUGUUUGCACUGUUUGUUCAACAUUGCCAUUUUCUUAGACAGACUGGCUACUCGGAGAAAGCAGUUUCUUUGUUUCAAGCUAUGAUUGACUUUACUUUCUUCAAACCUGACAGUGUGAAAGAUUUGUCCACAAGAAGACAGGUGGAAUUCUUUGAACCUUUUUGGGACAGUGGAGAGCCUCGGGUAGGGGAAAAAGGAGCAAGAGGCUGGAGAGCAUGGAUGCAUCAACAAGAGAGGGGAGGCUGGAUCGAGGUCAAGCCUGAUGAGGAUGAAGAUGAUGAUCCAGAAGAAGAUGAUGAAGAAAUAAAGGAUAAAACUCUACCCAAAUGGCAGAUCUGGUUAAAUGUCGAACGUUCUCGUGAACGAAGACACUGGCUACCUUGGCGCCCAGACAAAACCAAAAAGCAGACUGAUGAGGACUGUGAAGACCCAGAGAGGCAGGUAUUAUUUGAUGAUCUUGAGGAGUCUUUGAUCCAACUCUCUAGCCCAGAGCUCAAAUUUCAACUGCUUAUUUCAUUUCUGCAAUUCUUGGGAGUCCCUUCCAAAUAUGAGCUCUCUACUUCGUGCCUCUAUCUUGCAAUGGAUGAAAGCAGCAUUUUUGAAAAUGGACUUUCUGAUGACAAGCCACUGACUUUCCUUGACCUACUGUUUUCUGGAGUUAGUUGCAUAGGCCACAUGGAUAUGAUGAACAGAAGGCAACAACUCACAGGCCACUGUAGAGAAGGAGAGGAGUUCAUUCAGAAUGUCUUCUGUGUAAUAUUGCCUCUGUUCUCAGGAACUGAAAGAUCUCAUCUCUGCUUCUCUUGGUUACAAUAUGAAAUAUCUAAGCUCACAUGGAAUCUCCAAAUUAAAAACAAGAAAAAACUGAAGUUCCAAGGAAAAAAAUGCAAAAAGCUAGCCAAGAAUCUUCUUAAAGAACCUGAGAACAGAAACAAUCUCUCCCUCUGGAAACAGUUUGCCCAUCUAGAAUGGUUACUUGGGAACACAGAAGAUGCUAGAAAAGUUUUUGAUACAGCGAUCAGCAUGAUAGGAACAGAAAAAUUAAAAAAUUCAAGUCUUUGUGACCUGAGCCUGCUUUAUGCCGAACUCGAAGUGGAGCUGUUGGAGAAUCUAGAUGGAGCUGUCACUUCCCGUGCAGUUCACAUCCUAACCCACCUGACUGAAAAUGGACCAUUUAGGCCUUAUUCUGGACAGGUGCUAGCAGUGAACAUCUUGAAAGCCCGCAAGGCCUAUGAACAUGCCCUCCAUAGCUGUUGGAGCACAAGCUUGGUUUCUAACUCAUCCUCUAAUUGUCUGAGACAUCUGAUUAGUUUGGUUGGCUGUUUUGCACUUUUCCAAUAUCUGACUGUAGGGAUUGAUGCCGCUGUGGUGAUAUACAAACAGACUUCCGAAAAACUGAAAGAACUGAUUUCAGAGAAAUUCCCAAGCUCAGGAGAAGGCCCAGGAGUCACUGGUCUCACCCGUGUUCUUGAAACUGUCACACUGAUGCAUACAAACCUACUCAGGUAUCACAUGAAAGUCAGUAUUUACCCCCUGAAUCCUUUGCGAGAGGCACUCACGGAGGCCAUAAAGCUGUAUCCUGGCAACCAUGCUCUUUGGAGGUCAUAUAUACAUAUCCAAAAGAAGUCUCAUCAUGCUAGCAAGACAAGAAGGUUUUUUGAUGACAUCAACAGGUAUACGAAAUCUCUGGAGCCAAUGUUGUUUGCAAUCCAAGCUGAGAAAAUGAGAAAAAAGCUGGUGGAAACUGUUCAAAGGUUAGAUACUGGAGAAAUACAUUCAACCAUUCCCGAAACUGGACUAACAAAUCGAAUCAAAGUCCUAUUUGACAAUGCAACUCAGGAGGAGAGUGGCACACACUGCCCAUUGUUAUGGAGGAUGUACUUGCAUUUUUUGGUAUCUUUAGGAGACAAGAAAGGCACAGGCAUAUUCUACAGGUCACUGCAGAGCUGUCCGUGGGCAAAGGUGCUGUAUAUGGAUGCGGUGGAGUAUUUUCCUGAUCAGCUCCAAGUGAUAAUUGAUCUAAUGACAGAGAAGGAGUUAAGAGUAAGACUACCACUAGAAGAAUUGGAACUGCUACUAGAAGAUUAAAAAGAUGUUACAAGAUGGAAGUGGAAAAUAUCAAUUUCAUGUUUCCAAGGUGAAGUCAUCACAAUCCAAUGGACUGCAUGGUACUGUUUGAGAGACUCUCAUUAGCUUGGAAAAAUUUGUUUUAAUAUAGCACGAGACACAGACAGCAGGGUUUUGCCAGUUAUAGCCAGCUGGUAAAAAAAAAAAAAAGCAAAACAAAAACCCCAAGUGAACUUUCAUGUAAAGAUCUUUAUGAUUUAAAACCAUGUGUAUAUGUACAGGGAGCCUAUAUUGAAAUACUUGCUGGUGGUUAAAAUCAUUUGUGGUUGAACUGUGCUUUUGUUAGGUUCCAUUCUAAUAACUUCUGCUUAGUACGGUUCAGGCUCAGCCACAGAGCAAUGGAUCCUAUUUCUUUAUCCGAAUAGCUCAUGGAUCAAGCCAAAGAUGCUCGUGUCUUGCAGUCUGCACUAGACUAGGAAUUAGUUGAAAUGAUAGGAAACGAUCCAGUUGUUCCCCUCCUUAUUAGGUCUGAGAGCACCUCACCUCCUCAAUGACAUUUGAGUGCUAUGUGCAAAGGACUGUACUAAGUACUUGGGAGAGCACAACACAACAGAGUUGGUAGAUACACUCCCUGCCACAACAAGCUUACUCAGUGAAAGCUGUCCAGGGGCCUGAAUGGGUUUCUGGAGGGAAAAACACUUAUAUUUUUUCAGUUGACAAACUUUCUGGAAAGGUCAAGAAUGCCAACUCCCCUUAGUCCUGCAAAAUCUUUCCCAGCCAAGGUGUCCCAAUUAGGGAAUGCUGAAUUAAGUAUGUCCUGUGAAUGAAGACAUUUAAAGUUUUUAGAGUUACUUCCUAUAGCACUGAAGAAUUUAGGCAGCAUUCUUUUGUUUCUGUCUAAAAGGCUGUGAAAAACAAUGUAAAAGUUUAGAAACUAUUUUUUACUUUUUAAAAUUAAAGCCCUUCCUUGCAGUAAUUUGAAAA
Molecule: messenger RNA, 4611 nt
Organism: Ornithorhynchus anatinus (platypus)
Lineage: Eukaryota; Metazoa; Chordata; Mammalia; Monotremata; Ornithorhynchidae
Gene: NRDE2
Product: NRDE-2, necessary for RNA interference, domain containing
Exons: 14
Coding region: 16-3648 (1210 amino acids)
Biological process (GO): regulatory ncRNA-mediated post-transcriptional gene silencing; negative regulation of RNA catabolic process
Cellular component (GO): catalytic step 2 spliceosome
Molecular function (GO): protein binding
Source: RefSeq, a predicted model, not a curated record